GGACAACCAGGAUUUACGUUGGCAAUGGAGAAAGGAGGAGUUUUAAUCAGCAGACAAGACGAUGGAGACGAUGGAUGGUCGGACGUAUCACAAAAGAAAAAGGAAAAUAAAAUUGCAAGAGAACGGCCAGGAUCUAUGUUGACCACAAGAGAAAGAGGUGUUUUGCGGAGUGAACAGCAACGCAAAUAUAGAGAAAAAAAUAAUAUAAAGACGGUGAUUUUGGAGAAUAACAGGCAGAGAGGUAGCAAAAGUAAUUCAGCAAGUCAAGGGGAUAGAUCGAUAUCAAUGGAGAAGGAACACCAAUUUUCAACCAACGAACAGAAGCUUAGAUUGAUGAAAAAAAGAAAAGUAAUCAAAUGUCAUGAAAUCAGCAUGAAUGAAUUCACCUGUCGAAUAGACAGUGUAUAA
Diprion similis is the source of this 408-nucleotide messenger RNA. RefSeq lists its product as uncharacterized. The transcript is spliced from 3 exons. NCBI's taxonomy places the organism in Eukaryota, Metazoa, Arthropoda, Insecta, Hymenoptera, Diprionidae. The record is from RefSeq and is a predicted model, not a curated record. Bases 25 to 408 code for a protein of 127 amino acids.